AUCUAUGUACAAUAUUAUUAAUAUUAAUGAUCUCGCAUGUGUGUAAAUGAAACAGUGAGAGAAGUGGUGUGUUGGCAAUGAUUAGAACGAAAUAGUUCCAUAGCCAAAAUAUAUAUUUUUUGACUUUCCGCGUGUAUUUAAGAAUUUGUUUGGGUAUUUGUUAAGUUUGAACAUUUUUUUAAAUCUCUGGUGAAAUAAAAACGUUAUGUUAACGGUAAAAAAAUAUUACGUGCCGAAACCGUGGUCGCGCAUUAAUAAUGUUAAUAGUCACUUGUUUGUUUUCUCUUUCAGCCGUUUGUCUGCAGUUACGCCAUAUUGCAGUGUGUUUUAAUAUAUUACUGACCGUGAAAUAACGUACAGUUUGUGUUUCAGGAUUUUGUGUUAAUAUUGUGUAUUUUAACUUUGUUAUAUUAUUUAUUAUCUACUAUUGUAAUGAUGGAAUUUGUUAUCGUUUUGAUAUUUUGUGUGGUUCUUGUGAUUGCUGUAAUGGUAAUUGGUUCCGGGAUGGGGAAAGCUACUUCUUCGCAGCGUCAGAUGGACAUCAUUAACGUCGCUCAGAACUUAUAUGUUUUAAUCAGGAAAGGCGACUUGAAGAAAUGUGACGUUACGCAGACGACCGCGUUUCUUCUCAACAUCGCAAAGUCAACUGUUCUCAAGUACUACAAGAAAGACAUUGAAGAAGUUUCAACACCAGGAAAAAAGAGGAAAAAAAGGCCACAGGAAGGAAAGUCACUUGACACAGUCGACGAUUUCACAGUAAAUGCAAUCAGGAAUGCAAUUUACAGGAUGUACGCUGAAGGUUUGAAUGUUACAGUCGACACCAUUUUGAAAGAAAUCAGGGAAAGACAAAUAGAUUAUUAUGGUGGAAGAUCAAGUCUUCAUAAAUUGUUAAAGAAGAUGGGAUUUUCAUGGACAACUGUUGAUGGACGAAAAGCUUUGAUAGAGAAUGAAAACAUAGUAUUGCAGCGAAUAGAUUUCUUGAGAAAGUAUAAAGAAGAAAAAGAAAGAGGUGCCAAUUUCAUAUUUGUUGAUGAAACAUGGAUUUUCCAGAGAGGCAAGGCAUUAAUUUAUUUGAAAAUUUGUUCUGUGGUCCAAUACAAAGUAUUUCAUUUCCAUUUCAUAUAUUUUUCAGGAACUGUAUCAAAGUCAUGGCAGGACAAGAGUCUACAAUCUGCGAAGAGACGUACUGUUGGAGAUGGUCAGAAGACUGCAGACUACCAUGGCGAGAUGAAUGGGGAAACUUUCUUGAUGUGGUUUGAAGACAUGUUGGUGCAUCUUGAGGAACCCAGUGUCAUCAUAAUGGACAAUGCUUCAUAUCACAGCACCCAGAUGGGCGAGGUGUGUGGAUCACGUGGAGAAGCUAAUUCAAGCAGACUGGGAGAGAGAAGUCCACAUAGACAGCGGCACCAUUCCUCCACUCAUCAUCCACCUCGGCAAGGAUAGUUCAAGUGAAGACAGUGACAGCGAAGAAUUUGAGGUUACGACACAGCAAGUAGAUGGAGACAGUGAAGUACUGGCAGUUCCUCUUGAUGAUUUACCCGGGUGUUCUUAUUGAGGUCUGUAUGUAAUAAACACCUGGGCAACUGUAAGUAUUGGGGUUUGAAAAAUUUUUUUUUCUUUUGUGCAUUCCCAUUAAGUAUGUUGAUUACUGGAACUUUAUGUAUUAACUUUAUAUUACACAUAUUAUGAUAAAUUUAUAAUAAAUUUCAUUUCUGGAUUCGUAUAGGUGUAUGUGAAACAUUUUAUUUUGUUGUGUGUCUUCAUUUUUCAGUGAACUUACUUGGAAAACAAAAAGCCAGUCCCCAUCCAGGGCCACAAAUAAAUAAUGCAUAUAAGUGGUAUAGAAAUUACUGUCAAUUCUUUACCACAAUUUUACUGUUCAUAAAAUUAUGAUUUUGUCUAAUAAGUAUACUCAGGAAAAUGUAUAUAACCAUAUUUUUAUUUGUGGCCUUAACCGGCAAAAUGGUAGGGGUUUAUUAAAUAAAAGAAGAAAAUUCAUUUUUAAAUGUUUUCAUCUGAAUUUGUUAAUUUUAUUAAACCUUCAAUCCUUAGUCUUUUCCAGAUUGCUUAGAUGGACAGCCAUAUGUAUAAUUUACAAUACUUUUUUUUUCAGAUGCAGAAAACUGUGUUGAACUGUACUAAAGGAUGAUAU
This is a messenger RNA of Bacillus rossius redtenbacheri, 2152 nucleotides long. RefSeq lists its product as uncharacterized. Gene Ontology annotation, molecular function: nucleic acid binding. Lineage: Eukaryota; Metazoa; Arthropoda; Insecta; Phasmatodea; Bacillidae. Bases 433 to 1443 code for a protein of 336 amino acids. The record is from RefSeq and is a predicted model, not a curated record. The transcript is spliced from 5 exons.